Messenger RNA from Mercenaria mercenaria, 4081 nucleotides. RefSeq names its product sarcoplasmic calcium-binding protein-like. NCBI's taxonomy places the organism in Eukaryota, Metazoa, Mollusca, Bivalvia, Venerida, Veneridae. The coding region runs from base 166 to 708 and encodes 180 amino acids. Gene Ontology annotation, molecular function: calcium ion binding. The transcript has 3 exons. The record is from RefSeq and is a predicted model, not a curated record.
ACAUGUUUGUUUAUUUCACAUGUCGAUCACACUUCAGUUGUAUUUAUUUUAUAGUGCAUACGCUCAUUGUGAUAAAACGUGACCUUAAAAUUAUUUUUCACGUAAACACAUUUGAGUGAAUUAGAUAUUGGACAAGAGGUGUACAGGAUAUUAAAAACGACAGGAAUGGCUAAUGAGCAUUUGAUCUCGAAAUGGAGGUUAUUAUUCAAGGCCCUCGACGUUCGGCAUGCAGGCAGAAUUUCAAAAGAAGAUAUCAAACAAGAGGAACAGACAUUUGCUGAGCUCCACAACCUUGAUGCAGAACGAAAAAAGGAAAUGGAAGAAGACAUGGACGAACUGAUGAAGGAACUUUUAUUCAGAGGAAGGCCUGGACCAAUCACAGAACAAGAAUUCAUUGACAUGAAUAAUAGCGAAUACAAGGCGGAUAAAGAAAAUUUUGUAGAAAAAAUGCAAAAAUGUUUAGCGGCAGACUUUGCUAACAUGGACGUCAGCGGAAAGGGGUCUUUGACCGAGGAUGAGUUUAUAAAAGCAUUCAGAGCACUCGGCCAUGAAAAUAUAACAUUAGAUAAAAAGUUUUUUGAGUCCUACCAUCCAGUAAAUGGCGAAGUUCCUCUAGAGUUACUUAUAAGUUCUUGGGUUGAAUUUGCGACGUCUGAAGAUAGUUCUAAACAGGAUAUGGUGAAAGAAGCUUUAGAGUCUGGACUUUAGACAUUGGUAAAUUCCAGUCGUCACCUUAUAAGUAGUCAUGAAAUCAUGGUACAUGCAGAUACUUUAAUAUUAUCAGUACAUUUAGAUAUUGAAAAAAGAAGAUCAAAAACGCUCGAAACUGCAUAAAUAAUAGAUAAGUUUUUCUUGAAAGAUGGUUCUUCUUCUUACUAUGUACAAACUGCACGUGAAUAUUAUCAGCUGCAAUAGAAAUACGUGAAUGUUACCAACAGCGACAAAAAACAACACGUGAAUGUUGAAAUAUUUUACAGUGACAAACGACGAGUGGAUGUUUUUAUCCUUUAUUCAACGGCAACAACAAACACAUUUAGAUUUAGUGUUAAAGAAACGUUUCAAACAUCCAAUCAUGAAAUUGUUGUACUCACAAAGUGUUCUUAUGGACUGAUAUAUCUUUAUACUGUAUAUAUAUACUCACCUUUUAGAAAUAUGUGCAAUGUUAUGAAAGUGCUUGCUGUAAUUUAUUUUAAGUCUCAAUUACAUUUUGCUUUCUUCAUUUAUAAUUCUUCUAUGAAAUCCAAUGUUAUGGUUGUGUACAACAUAUAAGGUUCUGUUAUAACUUGAGAUCAACCUCAUUGUAAAGGGGAAAAUUGGCAACGACUUAGAUAAUAUUCACCAUGGUUACGAAUCCAUAUGCUUUGCAGGGAUUCAAGAAAUGUUUUGAAUUUAACAGUUGAUACACGGCAAAAAUAUGAACAUAAUGGUAGCUAUUGUAUGUCCUUGCCCUGCUAAAUUUCUAUAAUGAACUGUCCAUCUUUCGAUUUGGACAGUACCAUUAACUGUUAAAUGGGGUCAUUACUAAAACGAUACUGACUGAAUGGCAAACAGUCCAGCAUGAUAAGGGUAAAAUAUGCUUUGAAUAUUUUCUCUUGGAUCUUUAUUAAGAUUACAUAAUAGUACUGAAAGCAUUUCUUAGGCAUCGUUUAAUAUUUAUUUUAAUUAGAACUAAUUGUUUCCAGGAAAAAAUGAAAUAUCUGUACGUUUAAAUGAUUUUAUGAAAAUUUAUUUAUUGCACGUUUUGUUUAUUAAGUUAUUGGAUCCGUAAUCAUAUAUGGUAAAUUACGUAAUCUCCUUUGUUUAUUAAGUUAUUGGAUCCGUUAUGACAUAUGAUAAAUUACGUAAUCUCCGUUGUUUAUUAAGUUAUUGGAUCCGUAAUGACAUAUGGUAAAUUACGUAAUCUCCGUUGUUUAUUAAGUUAUUGGAUCCGUAAGGACAUAUGGUAAAUUACGUAAUCUCCGUUGUUUAUUAAGAUAUUGGAUCCGUAAUGACAUAUGGUAAAUUACGUAAUCUCCGUUGUUUAUUAAGUUAUUGGAUCCGUUAUGACAUAUGGUAAAUUACGUAAUCUCCAUCGUUGUUUUUUAAGUUAUUGGAUCCGUAAUGACAUAUGGUAAAUUACGUAAUCUCCGAACGCGAUUUCGGCAUUCUCCGUUUAUGGGUUGAUCUUUAUUUACGUAUACGUAAUCACUGGAGGUUGCCGAGUGUCUUUACGGGUCCAAUACUUUAAUUAUAUAUAGUAAUUUAAGUAUAAAAAUCGCAAAGUUAGUUUUGUCAGUGGUUAACAUGAAUUUUUGCGAGGACUAUCGUGCUUUUGUAUAUUGCUGAUGUUACUGUACCUAUAGACGUUUAACCUUUACCCUGCUAAAUUUCUAAAAUGGACUGGUCCAUCAUUCAAUUUGGGCAGUACCAAUUGUUAUUCAAAAGGAUGUUCACGAACGUACAGGCUGAUCUUGAUCUGCACUGGUCGCAAAGGCAGAAUCACUUGUUGCCAGCAGGCUAAAGGUUAACUUGUAUUUUGAAGACCUUUUUGAAAAUUAUAAUAAAGUUGUGUUGAAAACCUAUACGAUAUACUUGCAUGAUAAGUGGUUUGCUGUAAUUUGGAUCUAGCAUUUACAAAUGCAUGAAGACCAUUAGAAAGCACUGAAUGCCACCAAGCGAAGUUACAGCAAAAUCAGUUUGUAUCUUUCCCUGAAAUGUGCAGACUUUUCACGACCCCAUCCCCACGUUACCUUACUGUUAAACAGUAAUGUUUAAUCGACGUAUAACAACACUCAAAAAUCGGUGUGACAUGUUCCCCAUUGUGACCCCAUUGACAAUGGCAUCUUCUGUCCUACCUCAUUUACAUCUUUCUGUCGAGAUUCGUUAGAGACAUUAAACAUUAUCAUGAACAAGAUUUUUUUAAAAAUCAUUAUUUUACAUUGACAAGAUAUCCCUCAAGCAACAUCUUACAACUUAUUCGUUUUGUAACAGCUCACUCAGAUAAUUUUUAUUAUAGAAAUUUUAGUUUACAAUAAGGUUGUUACAACAGGGUUACCGCUAUCACAAACUAUCAAAGACAUUCAUUAAAUUUUAUCACAGAUCGCCCGAACUUUUAAGAAAUAUAACAUAAACCUUAAUUGGUUUUGCACAUCCCGUAUACUCCGAGGAUGUAGUUUAUUAACUACGGAAAAUUAAACACAAUGCAUAUUCUGAUAUCUUUUAGAAUAUCGUAAAGCACAUUGCAUGUUUGGUAAUUGACCCCUCUGCAAUUAAUCGAUUGAUGGUGCGAUGACUAAGUACGUGUGUGGCUUUGUGACACUUUUCUCCUAAAUCCUACAAAAGUGGACAGAGGAAGCGAGAUUGUUGUCUUGCAACUUGUUUAGUCGUGCCCUCUAAAAGUUUUACAUUUAUAUCUUUUACAUUUUGCAGUCUGGUAUUUUGUGGUAAUUGACCCCUCUGCAAUUAGUCGAUUGAUGGUGCGAUGACUAAGUACGUGUGUGGCUUUGUGACACUUUUCUGCUAAAUCCUACAAAAGUGGACAGAGGAAGCUAGAUUGUUAUCUUGCAACUUGUUUAGUCGUGCCCUCUAAAAGUUUUACAUUUAUAUCUUUUACAUUUUACAGUCUGGUAUUUUGUCAAUAAUGUUAGAGCUUAUCUUGACAGGUAUAUGUAUAUAUUUUAUUUACACUGCCUGAAUAUACGGUAAGUGUGAGGUUAACAUAUCCCAAAGCCUUAGUUCCAUUUAUACAGGUUACUGACCAUUCCGGUGCCCCUAUUUUCAACUUGUUUUUGUUUAUCCGUUUCCUUCUAUAUGUUAUGUAUAUUGUCUUGUAUGCUUAGAAUGUUACUUCCCUUCUAUCACCUCCCCCAACUUUUAUGCUUCCCCUUUUUAUGCGCCCCCUUUUAUUUGCCCUUUUCCCGUCUUACCCGCCCCCGCUCCCCCCUCCAUUUUUACCCCAUCCCCACUUCUUAUAUACUUCAUAUAAUUAAAUUUACUGGUCGAUGGAUAUAUGAAGCUAAUUUUUCAACUACGGUAACGUUUCUAUUUGUGUUUUGUCAAGUUUGCUAUGUAUUUUCUGAAUAAUAAAAGAAAUAGUACGUUG